Messenger RNA from Alternaria arborescens, 1134 nucleotides. RefSeq lists its product as hypothetical. NCBI's taxonomy places the organism in Eukaryota, Fungi, Ascomycota, Dothideomycetes, Pleosporales, Pleosporaceae. The coding region runs from base 1 to 1134 and encodes 377 amino acids. The transcript has a single exon. The record is from RefSeq and is a predicted model, not a curated record.
AUGACCGAGCAAUUCGAAUCACGCCUCAACGUCGAGACUGAGCCCAUCGUUUUGGGGCCAGUCUCUGUCUUGCCAUUCAUCCCUGGAUCCGGAAACGUCUUUCCCAAGUACGUGGACGCCAUUACACAAACAGGGUGGGAGCUCUGGUUCUUUGAUGGUAUCUCUGCUGACAAAGCUGCCAUUGUGGUGGGCUUCGGACGGAACAUGGAGGGUCCAAGGCAGGCCCCAUUCCGCUGCCAAGUACUCUGCAUCUGGCCUGAUGAGAGCACCUGGCACCGCGACAUGUACUUUUCCGACUCUAUUGUCACCACUGUGGGAGACGCCGGAGAUGUUGUGGGCGUCUGGAAGGAUCCGAUCAAGAAUAUGAGCGCGUCAUUCCAGGUCCCUGUCGAUUCUUCGUGGGCCAAGUUGACGUUUGCCAUCCCUGGCGUCCUCGAGGGCAAUGUGAGCCUGACUUCUAUGCCUGGCGAUACUGGCCUCAAUACGCGACCGGAGCUAGGAUUGUCAGUGAACUACAUGCGACCGAUUGGACGAGCUUAUGUUACGGCCGAUCUGGAGUUCUAUCCUCCCGAAAGCAAUACUCCAAAGUCCUUGGUCUGGCCGAUGGAUGGUGGCGCAACGGGUGGCAUGGAUCGUGUUUGGUCGCCACUGUCUUGGGGUCAAGUCAUGACAGAGUCGUACUAUCUACGUGCUCACGUUGGACCGUAUGCGAUGCAGAUUAUGCGCAUCUUUUCCGACAUGAAAAGUGGUAAUCAGCCACAUACGGUGGCCAGACUGUACCGUGACGGAAAGCUCAUAUGUGCUACCCAAGAUGUUGUAGACGAGACAGAUGGCGAGGUGCCCCGAGACUCACUCGUGUUGAGCAAAGUUCUUGGAGCUCCAAACGAUGCAGGAUUGACGGGCGCCUUUCGCGACAAGAACAGUGGUUACACUGUUCAUUUCAUCCAGGGCGGCCCUAUGGGGCAGCGAUGGACAUUUGAUGUGCGUCACGAGAGGACAAUUUGGAACCUGCCCACUAGUGCGCCAGGUCCGAAUGCGACUGGCAAUACUGGAUUCAUAGAGUCUCUCGAAGGAGGUUCUCAAGGGGAGUCCUUCAACGGUGUCGGAACUGGGGGACAGUGUCAGCUGAGCUGA